AUGAUAUUCCGUCGUGAUUUAUGCGGAAUCUUUUGCGCUUUGCUCACUUAUUUGGCAAUGAUUUAUGCCGAUUACGUAGUCAUCGUCUGGCUCAUUACACCUACCUUCAUGCAAAGUUUAUGGGGUGUAUUGCAUGCAGUGAUGUUUAAUACAGUGUUGUUUUUCGCAUUUGCAUCUCAUUUGCGAGCAAUGGUUACGGAUCCAGGCGUUGUACCUAUCAGUCGGAAAGGAUUGUUACGUUGUAAUAAAAAUCGUUUUCCAAAACUGCUUUCUGAUAGUGAAUCUAAUAGUACGGAUACUGAUUUGGAGUUGGUAGGAGAAGAAAAUAAAUUUGUGGGGAAGGACUGGACAAUUUGUACUCGAUGCGAAUCUUACAGACCACCGCGAGCACAUCAUUGCCGUAUUUGUCGUCGCUGUGUUCGAAAAAUGGACCAUCACUGUCCGUGGGUCAAUAACUGCGUUGGCGAGUACAACCAGAAAUAUUUCCUUCAGUUUCUAUUGUAUGUUGGCUUAUCCUCAGGAUAUGCUCUAAGAUAUACUUAUUUUUUUUUCAGUUUAAUAAUAACAGCUUGGGUACACCACGACGAAUAUAGCAUUACCGGUAUAAAGGGACCUUAUGGACAAAGUGUACAUCAUGCGAAAAUAUUGCAUACAGUUUUCCUGUCUAUCGAAAGCGCGCUAUUUGGUUUGUUCGUUUUGGCCGUUUCUUGCGAUCAGAUACAAGCAGUUCUGAAUGAUGAGACGGCAGUGGAAGCAGCUCAGCGCAAAAGUUUUCGCAAUCGAAUAGCUCUAUCACGCUCAAAAAUAGCUUUGGUACGAGAAGUUUGUGGCAAUGGACCGAUGAUAUUGUGGUUGCUACCAUGUUCAACUUUACCGCUAAAACGGGAAGUGGUUCAACUUCCGAAUCAAUCACUUACUGUUUAA
Messenger RNA from Loa loa (African eye worm), 924 nucleotides. Its product is annotated as DHHC zinc finger domain-containing protein. The transcript has 9 exons. Lineage: Eukaryota; Metazoa; Nematoda; Chromadorea; Rhabditida; Onchocercidae. The record is from RefSeq and is a predicted model, not a curated record. The coding region runs from base 1 to 924 and encodes 307 amino acids. Gene Ontology annotation, molecular function: palmitoyltransferase activity.